CCCCUUUUGAAGUUCUUCAGAUAAUGUCUUUCGCAAGAGGAGCAUUUCGUGUUUCGGCAACACUACGUGAUAAGAGUGCAUUGGAAGGCAUCUUGAAAAAGAGACCGGAUGAUGUUGUUUUCACAACUGCUCUACGAACGCCAGUUGCAAGAAUGAAAAAAGGAUACAAAGAUGCAUAUCCUGAAGAAUUAUUGGCAUUCGUGCUACAACGAACAAGAGAGAGAUUAGAGAACAAAGGAGUUUCAAUCGAUGCAAUCGAGGAUAUUUGUACCGGAACAGUCUUGAUGGAAUUAGGUGGCGCAAAAAGUGGUAGAUUGGCAGCUCUGCAUGCUGGAAUGCCAAUCACGAGCGCAUACAGUACAGUAAAUAGACAAUGUGCAUCUUCUUUGCAAUCAAUCACAAACAUUGCACAAUCUAUUCAAACAGGGCAGAUUGCAGUAGGAAUUGCAGCAGGAGUAGAAAGUAUGACGAGAGAUUGGGGAACUAGAGCAAUCCCAGUAAAACUUUCACCUGCAAUGGCACAAUCACCAAAUCAAGAUGCAAGAGAUUGUUUGAUGAGUAUGGGAUUGACUUCGGAAAACGUUGCCGCUCAAUGGAAAAUCGGAAGAGAUGAACAAGAUGAAUUUGCAGCUACAAGUCAACAACGUGCAGCUGCAGCCCAAGAAGAUGGUAGAUUAGCCCAAGAAAUUGAACCGAUCGAAGUUCGUUGGAUGGACGACGCAGGUAAUGAGACAACAAGACUUGUUGAGAAGGACGAAGGUGUACGAAAAGGAACAACAAAAGAGACAUUGGCUAAAUUGAAACCUGCAUUCAAAGAAGACGGAACGUCAACUGCCGGAAAUUCAAGUCAAGUUUCUGAUGGUGCUGUUGCUUUGACAAUGGCACGUCGUGAUGUGGCAGAGAAGUUGGGUAUGGAAAUUUUGGGUAAAUGGGUCGGAACAUCAACGAUUGGUGUCAAGCCAGAUAUUAUGGGAGUUGGACCAGCUUAUGCAUCUCCAAAGCUACUCAAUCGAUUCGGAUUAGAUGCAAAAGAGAUUGAUUUAUGGGAAAUCAAUGAAGCAUUUGCAUCUCAAGUUUUAAUGACUAUGGGUCAUUUGGGAAUAAGUCAUGAUCAAGUGAAUGUAAAAGGAGGAGCAAUCGCUCUUGGACAUCCUUUGGGUGCAUCAGGUGGUAGAUUGGUUACCAGUUUAUUGUCAGAAUUACGCAGGACUGGUAAGCAAACUGGAGUGGCCACCCUUUGUUGCGGAACUGGCUAUGGAAAAGCAAGUCUGAUCGUAGCAGAAUAAAUGUAGAAUAGCCAUUCAUGCUUUUAAUUUUCAUCCUUUUCUGUCGAUCCGUC
This is a messenger RNA of Meira miltonrushii, 1339 nucleotides long. Its product is annotated as putative acetyl-CoA C-acyltransferase precursor. The record is from RefSeq and is a predicted model, not a curated record. NCBI's taxonomy places the organism in Eukaryota, Fungi, Basidiomycota, Exobasidiomycetes, Exobasidiales, Brachybasidiaceae. Gene Ontology annotation, biological process: phenylacetate catabolic process; fatty acid beta-oxidation. The transcript has a single exon. The coding region runs from base 24 to 1286 and encodes 420 amino acids. Gene Ontology annotation, cellular component: peroxisome. Gene Ontology annotation, molecular function: acetyl-CoA C-acyltransferase activity.